Molecule: messenger RNA, 1131 nt
Organism: Komagataella phaffii GS115
Lineage: Eukaryota; Fungi; Ascomycota; Pichiomycetes; Pichiales; Pichiaceae
Exons: 1
Coding region: 1-1131 (376 amino acids)
Biological process (GO): G protein-coupled receptor signaling pathway
Cellular component (GO): membrane
Molecular function (GO): mating-type factor pheromone receptor activity
Source: RefSeq, a predicted model, not a curated record
AUGGGAUUUGGAGUACCUUUGAUAGUAUUGUCCUCCUUAGGACUGGUGCUAACCGUUCCAUUGUUCGUAUGGCACGGAAUGAGUAGAAACAUUCCUGCCUUAAGUUUGAUUGUGUGGUUAUUUCUUAUGAAUUUGGAAAUUUUAGUCAGUGCUUCCAUAUGGUCGUGGGGUAAUUUUAUGACUGUUUUUGAUGGCUAUGGAUGGUGUGAUGUGAUGAUAAAACUACACACAGGUGCUGUUCCGGGAAUUUUAUCCUGUGUUGCUGCCAUUUGUUUUAAUUUAUGGGUCGUCUUGAGUGGAUCUGAGUUCACUUCCAGGUGGAUGUCCAUGUCAACAAAGAAGAAGAUAGCCAUUGACUUGGUCAGCUGCUGGACUCUGCCAGUAGUCUUGAUCGGUCUGAGCUACAUUGUUCAGGUAUUUAGGUUUUUUGUGCUUAAGUACUCAGGUUGUGUUGCAGUUGUUGCCCAGUCGUACGUUACCAUAUUGAUAUACUCCGUGUGGUUAGUCAUAGCUUCUUUAUUUGCCUCUGUUUUUGCAGGGUUGACGUUGUACCAGUUUUUCAUGAGGAGGAAAGAUGCCUCUGAUUUAAUGAAGUGCUCAAACUCAGGAUUAACUCUUCGACGGUUCUGUCGUUUAUUGGUGUUUUGCAUCAUGGUGAUACUGAUAAUGCUGCCCGUUUCCAUUUACACUUUUGUUGUGGACGUGCGAUAUGCGCUUCCCCAUUUUAGCUGGUCGGAGAUUCAUGAUCCAGACCUUUGGAUUGGGCUGGUGAUACCGGAUGACUCUGUGAAACCAAUAUACGAUCGAUGGAUCUAUCCACUGUUGACGUUUGCGACUUUCCUUAUUUUUGGGCUGGGAACUGAAGCCGUAUCGAUGUACAAACGGGUACUUGUUUUCCUAGGAAUCCAUGGCCUUUACAGGAAAGUCGUCAGAAAGAAUCUUGAAGAGGAGUACAAAGAACAAUUCUCAGAUCAAGAACGAACAGAAAUAGCAAGUUCACACUUUACAAAGUACGAAGACACCGGGAAGUCCAAUUUAAUAUGUGGAUCGUCUCACUUUGAAGAUGAUGAAAAGAGUCUUGGUUCUAUCAACAUGAACUACAUCCUGAGGUCCCCAGAUGAUAAAGUGUGA